Hipposideros armiger (great roundleaf bat) is the source of this 1263-nucleotide messenger RNA. It is a transcript of the gene DHRSX, whose product is annotated as dehydrogenase/reductase X-linked. Bases 1 to 1008 code for a protein of 335 amino acids. The transcript is spliced from 7 exons. NCBI's taxonomy places the organism in Eukaryota, Metazoa, Chordata, Mammalia, Chiroptera, Hipposideridae. Gene Ontology annotation, molecular function: oxidoreductase activity. The record is from RefSeq and is a predicted model, not a curated record.
AUGUCGCUUUUGUCUGCGGCGCGGGCGGCCCUGCGCGUGUACGCGGCGGGCGCGGCCGUGAUCUUGGCGCAGCUGCUGCGACGCUGCCUCGGGGGCUUCGCGGAGCCAGCCUUCCCCCCACAACCCGAACGUGUUGCCUUAGUGACGGGAGGCACGGAUGGAAUCGGCUAUGCGACCGCGAAGCGCUUGGCAAGACUCGGCAUGACCGUGAUUAUAGCUGGAAAUAACAAGCCCAGAGCCCAUGAAGCCGUGAAGAAGAUAAAACAAGAAACGUUGAAUAACAAAGUGGAGUUUUUAUACUGUGACCUGGCGUCCCUGCGGUCCAUCCGGCAAUGCGUGCAGACCUUCAAGAAGAAGGAAAUGCCUCUCCACGUGCUGGUGAAUAACGCUGGGGUCAUGAUGGUCCCGCAGAGGAACACCGUGGAUGGAUUCGAAGAACACUUCGGCUUGAACUACCUGGGCCACUUCCUGCUGACCAACUUGCUCCUGGACACGCUGAAGGAGUCCGGUCGCCCCGGACGCACAGCCAGGGUGGUGACUGUGUCCUCGGCCACGCAUUACGUCGGCAAGCUGGACCUGGACAACCUUCACGGCAGCCGCGGCUACUCCCCGCACGCAGCCUACGCGCAGAGCAAGCUGGCCCUGGUCCUGUUCUCCUACCACCUGCAGGCGCUGCUGGCCGCGCAGGGCUGCCCGGUGACCGCCAACGUCGCGGACCCCGGCGUGGUGGACACGGACCUCUACAAGCACGUGUUUUGGGGCACCCGUCUCGUCAAGAAGCUGUUCAGCUGGUGGCUUUUCAAGACCCCGGAGGAAGGAUCCUGGACCUCCGUCUACGCAGCGGUCACCCCAGAGCUGGAAGGCGUUGGCGGCCGUUAUCUUUACAACGAGAAAGAGACCAGGUCACUCGAGGUCACCUACAACCUCAAGCUGCAACGACAGCUCUGGGCCACAAGUUGCCAGAUGACCGGCGUCCCCGACGUGACCCGGGACGUCUUCUCGAGAUAGCGGCCACAUCGGGAGGCCUGGCCCUCGGCCCGGCACGCGCAGGUCUGUGAAGGAUCGCAUGUCCCCACGUGUCACCCCCGCCGGCCCUCGGGGCCAUGUCCCCAAAAGUCCGCUGGUGGCAGCCCUGCCUGUGCAGGAGGUCACUGAGCGCAAGAAAUAUUGAGUGUGCCUCUGGGGGGGGUGGCGGCCCAGCCGUAAAUCCUAACGUGUCAAAUCCUGCCAGGUGCCAUGAACCAUUAAAUCCUGCCACCCGAG